Molecule: messenger RNA, 3243 nt
Organism: Haemonchus placei
Lineage: Eukaryota; Metazoa; Nematoda; Chromadorea; Rhabditida; Trichostrongylidae
Source: the annotation of a GenBank genome assembly
AUGAAGCGUGCACCUUGGAGGACCGAUCGGAAGUUUAAAUCGACUUUUCGAAGACUGUUGCACUACGUGUUAGCUGUUGCUGGUCGUAAUGCUGGUGAAGAUGCGGAGCCGAUCUCUGCUCGAUCGUUGUCCAGAGCCAGUAGCCGUCGGUCUAUACCGGAAUUUAUCUAUCCGGAUACCAUCCAACAACGUGUGACCGAUGAAGACUGUCCCGUCUGCCAGAUCAUGCUGCCCAAGGGACGAAGCGGUUGUGUGCGUGUUGUCGUUGUGUCCCGGUUGGUGAUUCUCCAUGAAGAAGCCGAAGAUGGAAAUGCGAUGCCUGAUCUCACACGCCCAGUCGGGGCUGUGUCAAGGGCGGUCGACAAUCUCAUUAAGGUCGGCUACGAUACGUGCCAUUCGUCCGAUGACCAGAUUCUCCAACAGGACAUGCCGCCGGCGUUGCAGAGAGUCGAAACCAGCUCUCGACUUCUCGAAGACGCUUGUCAUAUGCUCAAGGGCGAUCCGUUUUCGGUGCCGGCCCGGAAAAAGCUCAUCGACGGCGCACGAGGUAUUCUACAAGGAACCAGCGCGCUGCUGCUUUGCUUCGAUGAGUCAGAGGUUCGCAAAAUCGUUCGUGGAUGCCGAAAGGUGCUCGAUUACCUAGCCGUAGCCGAGGUCAUCGAAAGUAUUGACGAUUUGGCUCAAUUCGUAAAGGAUAUCACCCCAUGGCUCUCACGCGUCUCAUCGGAUGUAUCGAAUCGGCAAGCUGAGCUGACUCAUCAAGUCCAUAGGGAUAUUCUAUGCCGUUGCUUGGAUCAAAUACGAACACUGUCACCAAUCCUUAUAUGCGCUAUGAAGAUAUUCAUCCAGAUCGGACAGGAUCAGCAACGUGGUCAAUCUGAAGCAGCUGAAAAUCGAAACUACUUGGCGGCACGAAUGACCGACGAAAUGCACGAGAUCAUCCGUGUCCUCCAACUCACCACCUAUGAUGAAGACGAGUGGGAUGCAGACAAUGUGACGGUGAUGCGUAAGGCUAUGUCCGCAGCGAAAUCUCUCCUGACAGCCGCGCUCGAUUGGCUGGGCGAUCCACGAGCCCGACCUGGAGCUGUAGGAGAGAAAGCAAUUCGUCGAAUUCUUGACUAUGCUGAGCGUAUCGGAGCUCGAGCAUUGCCUGAAGACAGUUAUGCCAUCAAGCGCUCGAUUUCUGAGAUCGCCUCGUUGACCGACGCCAUCUGUGAAUUGAGGAAUCUGGGCCGAUAUGACAACGAAGGGCUUGCCGUUAGCUGCGCUCAGAAACUCAAGGAGUUGGUUGGCACCAAACACAGCAGCGGUAUACUUCCUGACGCCUUGUUGAAUGCUAACCGCUUCGGAGGUGCCAAUCCGGCUCAUACGGCUGGUGGACGUUUGGAGCAGGCGCUAAGAUGGCUAGAUAAUCCUGGAGUGGAUGAUGGUGGUCUAGGACUUCGUGCCAUGAAAAUGAUGACAGAUGAUGCACGGCGACUUGCUGACAGAUUGAACCCACAAGAUCGCGGUCACCUGCUAGGCUUGUGCUCCGACAUCGAUCGACUAGCGAAUCAGUUGGCCGAUUUGGAACGGCGAGGCUUGGGUAACACCCCUGAAGCGAAUGCCAUCCGCCAACAGCUGAAGGAUAAAUUGCGAGAAUUGUCGGACUUCAUGAGAAGAGUCCUCACUGAUCGUGUGGUAGAGGACUUCGCUGACAUCACGACUCCUCUCAAGCAGUUUGUCGAAGCUGUUCACGCCGAGCCACAUGCGCCCAACAGAGAAGGAAACUUCGCCGACAAGGCUGAUCGACUACGACAGCACGCCGGUAGCAUGACAAACACUGCUAGACUGGUGGCCACAUGUGGUCCAUGCAAGAGUAAGAACACGGUCGAAGCUAUUGUGGACACCGCUGAGAAGGUUGACCAGAUGACCCCACAAUUGGUGAACGCUGGAAAGAUCCGUCUGCACAAUCAGACUGACUCGGCCGAGCAGCACUUUGAGAACCUGCACAGGCAAUACGCUGACGCAUUGCAUCGUCUGCGAUCUCAUGUUGAUGACGCCAUUGACACCCAUGAGUUCGUCAGAGCCAGUGAAUCGGCUAUGCGUCGAUACACUAAUCGAUGUGAGGAUGCGAUCACAAACAACUAUCCGCAAGGAAUGGUCGAUAAUACUUCUCAGAUCGCCCGCCUCGGUAACCGUGUAUUGAUGACGGCACAGAACGAGGCCGAUAAUUCGGAGGAGCCAGCAUACUGCGAUCGAGUAAACAGUGCAGCUAACCAAGUGCGCUCCGCCAUUCCACCGAUGGUCACCCAGGCAAAACAGGUGGCAAUCAGUCCACGCGAUACUGGUGCAGCAAAUGCAUGGCGCAAUGCUAACGACCAAUUGUUGGACUCGGUUCGAGCUGUGGGAGAUGCUAUCGCUGGUUUACAGAACGGACGGCAUUCAGCCAUGUACCAAGACAGCCUUAGCCGCGCCUCACCGUAUCCUCCUGUGCAGCAAACCACCCAAGUUAUACGCACAAUACCACCGCAAGCACCCACGCCGCCCAUCGUUCAUAACAAGAUGAUCAUACGUGAGGAGAUCCCUGCACCACCGAGGCCACCACCUCCGGUUGAGAUCAGCCCUCCGCCACGGCCACCACCACCACCUGAGUACGACGAGGAGGAAGAGACGAGAGCUUUCUGGGAAAGAUAUCCUCUACCUCAGGCCAGCCACCAGCCAAUUCUGUCUGCUGCCCACUCAUUACACAACGAGCUCAAGCAAUGGUCAAGUCAGGAGAACGAUAUCGUAGCCGCUGCCAAACGCAUGGCUAUCCUGAUGGCUCGUCUGUCACAACUUGUACGCGGUGAAGGUGGAACGAAGAAGGACCUCAUUGAAUGCGCUAAAGCGAUCGCCGAUUCAAGUGAGGAAGUAACCCGACUGGCAGUACAUCUCGCUCGCCUCUGCACGGAUCUCAAGAUGCGAAUGGCUCUCCUUCAAAUGGCCGAACGUAUACCAACGAUAGCCACUCAGCUCAAAGUGUGCUCCACGGUCAAGUCAACAAUGUUCGGCACCUCAAUGACCAUUGGGCCGUACGGAGAACAAGUUGAUGGUAGCGAAGAGGACAUCGAAGCCAUGGAACAGCUAGCGCACAAUGCGCAGAAUCUCAUGCUGGCCGUCAAGGACACCGUUCGAGCUGCCGAAGCGGCCAGCAUCAAAAUCAAGACCAAUUCUGGUCUUCGUCUUCGUUGGGUUCGCAAACCAAUGUGGUCCAACUUCUGA